Perca fluviatilis (European perch) is the source of this 3216-nucleotide messenger RNA. Its product is annotated as NACHT, LRR and PYD domains-containing protein 12-like. Lineage: Eukaryota; Metazoa; Chordata; Actinopteri; Perciformes; Percidae. The transcript has 11 exons. Gene Ontology annotation, molecular function: protein binding. The record is from RefSeq and is a predicted model, not a curated record. The coding region runs from base 31 to 3216 and encodes 1061 amino acids.
CAGCAUCAAACACACCAGGACUCUAUAUUUAUGGAAGGAAGUCCAGCAGGAGUUUGUAAGCGUAAACUCAAAUCUCACCUAAACAAGAAGUUCCAGUGUAUGUUUGAGGGGAUCGCUAAAGCAGGAAACCCAACCGAUCUGAAUCAGAUGUUCACAGAGAUCUACAUCAUAGAGGGAGGGACUGCAGAAGUCAAUGAGGAACAUGAGGUCAGACAGAUUGAAACAGCAUCCAGGAAACCAGACAGACCAGAAACAACAAUCAGACAAGAAGACAUCUUUAAAGCCCCACCUGGAAGAGAUGAACCAAUCAGAACAGUGAUGACAAAGGGAGUGGCUGGCAUCGGGAAAACAGUCUUAACACAGAAGUUCACUCUGGACUGGGCUGAAGACAAAGCCAACCAGGACAUCCAGUUCACAUUUCCAUUCACCUUCAGAGAGCUGAAUGUGCUCAAAGAGAGAAAGUACAGCUUGGUGGAACUUGUUGAUUACUACUUCUUUAGUGAUACCAAAGAAUCAGGAAUCUGCAGGUUUGAAGAGUUCCCGGUUGUCUUCAUCUUUGACGGUCUGGAUGAGUGUCGACUUCCUCUGGACUUCCUCAACACUGAGAUCCUGACUGAUGUUACGAAGUCCACCUCAGUGGGUGUGCUGCUGACAAACCUCAUCAAAGGGAAUCUGCUUCCCUCUGCUUGCCUCUGGAUAACCACACGACCCGCAGCAGCCAAUCAGAUCCCUACUGAGUGUGUUGACAUGGUGACAGAGAUCAGAGGGUUCACUGACCCUCAGAAGGAGGAGUACUUCAGGAAGAGAUUCAGAGAUGAGGAGCAGGCCAACAGAAUCAUCUCCCACAUCAAGACAUCACAAAGCCUCUACAUCAUGUGCCACAUCCCAGUCUUCUGCUGGAUCACUGCUACAGUUCUGGAGGACAUGUUGAAGUCCAGACAUCGAAGAGAGCUGCCCAAGACCCUGACUGAGAUGUACAUCCACUUUCUGGUGGUUCAGUCCAAAGUGAAGAACAUCAAGUAUGAUGGAGGAGCUGAGGCAGAGCCACACUGGAGUCCAGAGACCAGGAAGAUGAUGGAGUCUCUGGGAAAACUGGCUUUUGAGCAGCUGCAGAAAGGCAACCUGAUCUUCUAUGAAUCAGACCUGACAGAGUGUGGCAUUGAUAUCACAGCAGCCUCGGUGUACUCAGGAGUGUUCACACAGAUCUUUAAAGAGGAGAGAGGAAUGCACCAGAACCAGGACAAGGUGUUCAGCUUCGUCCAUCUGAGUGUUCAGGAGUUUCUGGCUGCUCUUCAUGUCCAUCUGACAUUCACCAACUCUGGAGUCAACCUGCUGUCAGGAAAAGAAACCUCAUCAUGGCUGCCUAAAGUCUUCAGAGAAAAUUUAAAACAUCUCCACCAGAGAAAACAAACACCAUCAACACAGUUCUACCAGAGUGCUGUGGACGAGGCCUUACAGAGUCCAAAUGGACACCUGGACUUGUUCCUCCGCUUCCUCCUGGGUCUUUCACUGCAGACCAAUCAGAAUCUCCUACGAGGCCUGAUGACACAGACAGGAAGUAGCUCACAGACCAAUCAGGAAACAGUCCAGUACAUCAAGAAGAAGAUCAGUGAGAAUCUGUCUGCAGAGAGAAGCAUCAAUCUGUUCCACUGUCUGAAUGAACUGAAUGAUCAUUCUCUAGUGGAGGAGAUCCAACAGGCCCUGAGUUCAGGAAGUCUCUCCACAGAUAAACUGUCUCCUGCUCAGUGGUCAGCUCUGGUCUUCAUCUUACUGUCAUCAGAAAAAGAUCUGGAUGUGUUUGACCUGAAGAAAUACUGUGCUUCAGAGAAGGCUCUUCUGAGGCUGCUGCCAGUGGUCAAAGCCUCCAAGAAAGCUCUACUGAGUGGCUGUAACCUGUCAGAGAGAAGCUGUGAAGCUCUGUCCUCAGUUCUCAGCUCCCAGUCCUCUAGUCUGAGAGAACUGGACCUGAGUAACAACAACCUGAAGGAUUCAGGAGGGAAGCUGAUCUCUGUUGGACUGAAGAGUCCACACUGCACACUGGAGACUCUCAGUCUGUCAGGCUGUCUGAUCUCAGAGGAAGGCUGUUCUUCUCUGGUCUCAGCUCUGAGCUCCAACCCCUCCCAUCUGAGAGAGCUGGACCUGAGCUAUAAUCAUCCAGGAGACUCAGGAGUGAAACUCCUGUCAGCAGGACUGAAGGAUCCACUCUGGAGACUGGACACUCUCAGACUGAGUGACUGUAAUCUGUCAGAGAGAAGCUGUGAAGCUCUGUCCUCAGUUCUCAGCUCCCAGUCCUCUAGUCUGAGAGAGCUGGACCUGAGCAACAACAACCUGAAGGAUUCCGGAGGGAAGCUGAUCUCUGUUGGACUGAAGAGUCCACACUGCACACUGGAGACUCUCAGUCUGUCUGGCUGUCUGAUAUCAGAGGAAGGCUGUUCUUCUCUGGUCUCAGCUCUGAGCUCCAACCCCUCCCAUCUGAGAGAGCUGGACCUGAGCUACAAUCAUCCAGGAGACUCUACAGUGAAACUACUGUCAGCAGGACUGAAGGAUCCUCUCUGGAGACUGGACACUCUCAGACUGAGUGACUGUAAUCUGUCAGAGAGAAGCUGUGAAGCUCUGUCCUCAGUUCUCAGCUCCCAGUCCUCUAGUCUGAGAGAGCUUGACCUGAGUAACAACAACCUGCAGGAUUCAGGAGGGAAGCUGAUCUCUGAUGGACUGAAGAGUCCACACUGCACACUGGAGACUCUCAGUCUGUCAGGCUGUCUGAUCUCAGAGGAAGGCUGUUUUUCUCUGGUCUCAGCUCUGAGCUCCAACCCCUCCCAUGUGAGAGAGCUGGACCUGAGCUACAAUCAUCCAGGAGACUCUACAGUGAAACUACUGUCAGCAGGACUGAAGGAUCCUCUCUGGAGACUGGACACUCUCAGGGUGGAGCCUGCUGGAGUCAGAUGGUUGACACCAGGUCCAUGGAGGUAUUCCUGUGAACUCACACUGGAAACAAACACAGUGAACAGAUACCUCAAACUAGCUAAACGUCCAAUCAGAGAGGAGCAGGAGGAGGAGGAGGAGGGGCUUAAUACUGGCUGGUUGGUCACAGAGUCUGAUGUCAGAGCUAAAUGUCCAAUCAGAGAGGAGCAGGAGGAGGGGCUUAAUACUGGCUGGUCUCCUGAUAGGUCUGGCCAACGGAAACGAGUCACUGUCCUCUGUCAGACGGGGGUUUGA